GAGAAUAAUCUACUUGUUUUAGCAUGGAGCCCGUUUGUUUUCUUUUAGAGAGCCAGUAUGUUUGUCCAUUUGAGUAAUUUUGGGGAGAUCAAUGCAUAUCUUGAGCCGCAAAUGCCAUGAUGAUUGUGCAACGAAGCAGGUUGUUGUUGUUUAGAGUAUUACGUCACUUUGUGCCCCGGUCUACCCUCUCCUCUCCUUCCAAGAUGGCGAACGAAGCCGAACAAAAGAAUCUCAAACCUUUUCCGCAUUUCGGAACUUUGGCGAUCCAUGCUGGCCAAGAACCCGAACAGUGGAAUUCUAGGGCAGUUGUGCCACCGAUUUCGAUGGCUACAACAUUUAAACAGGAUGACCCAGGAGUUCAUCGUGGAUUCGAAUACUCGCGGUCGGGGAACCCUACCAGGAACUGCUUUGAGGCUUGCGUGGCGGCUUUGGAGGGUGCCAAGCAUGGCUUGGCUUCCUCUUCUGGUCUGUCAGCCACUAUGUUAUUGACUCACUUACUUAAGAGUGGGGAACACAUUGUUUGCGUGGAUGAUGUAUAUGGAGACAACUGUUUUCAGGAAUCACAACUUAAAGUUGUAUUGUUAACAGCAAGACACAAUAAAUCUGUUUUAUUUACACUUGCCAAGAGUCUAGGUGGUUUUGAAAGCCUGACAGAAUUACCCUUGGCAAUAAUGACCCAUACAUCAGUUCCUGCAGAUCAAAGGGAAGUAUUAGGAAUAUCAGAAACACUGGUGAAUAUGAUAUCACUCAUGGUCGGCAUGGACAGCAAUAGUUAUUUUGUUUAA
Molecule: messenger RNA, 785 nt
Organism: Pocillopora verrucosa
Lineage: Eukaryota; Metazoa; Cnidaria; Anthozoa; Scleractinia; Pocilloporidae
Source: RefSeq, a predicted model, not a curated record